AGCUGAGAUCAAUGAACCUUCUCAUGACUUCUAUCUCGAUACUGGUGUAUCCCAUCUAUAUCUAACCGCACCAUCAAGCAGAGCGCCUACGUUCUAGACACAUUUCCCGCGCCCGUCGAGCCUUACACCCCAUCAUGCCUCGAGGUCCGCCUCCAAUCCUCAUCCUCAUCUCCGCCAUCGCUCUGUUCGUCUGGUACGUAGUAUGGACGGCCGGACCUCCGCGGGACAUGAGCGCAUUCUCCUACUCCGACAAAAUCCAAGACAAGCUCAAGUCCAAGUUCCCGCAACAGAAAGUUCCCACGGUAGAAACCGAAGUCGUCCACGGCGAGCAUGUGAUGGGCAAGCUCGGCAACGAGACUCUCAAAGCAGAACUAGGCCGCGCAGCUUGGAAAGUCCUACACCACACGAUGGCCCGGUUCCCUGACAAGCCGACGGACGAUGAGCAGGACGCGCUCAAGAACUACCUCUUCCUCUUCGCCCGCCUGUACCCGUGCGGCGAAUGCGCCGAGCACUUUCAGGCGAUUCUCAAGAAAUACCCCCCACAGACAUCCUCGCGGUCCAGCGCUGCGGCAUGGGCGUGCUUCGUGCACAAUCUGGUUAACGAACGCAAGGGGAAACCCAUCUUCGACUGCGCCAACAUCGGCGACUUCUACGACUGCGGCUGCGGCGACGAUGAGAAGGAGGCCAUGUCCACUGCAGGGGCGAAGAGCAGUGCCAUUGCACAGGGCAAGCCCGCGAGCCAUGAAGCUGUGGAAAUUGAGGUUGAGGGACCAACAAGAGGUGGUUGAAAGAUCCAGAAUUGCGCUCAGUACAUUGCUUGGAACUAUAUGACUGGAAUGGCCUUGGUGGGCAUAUCGUGAAUAUCCACGUAGACCAAAAUCGGUGGUGGCCUCCCCAUUCAGCACAUUUAUGCUCCGAUCAGAAAGGCGACUCACAUCUGUCCUCUUGGAUGCGCCCAUACAUACGCUGCUCCCGACCCUCUAGUCGUACUGCCAGGAAAGCACCGACUUGAGCCUCCUUUGCGCAGCACGGACUGGCUCUUUUCCUCAAAGUCAAUCGUCGAAUGAGUCGCUUAUACACAUUCUUGUCGUCUUUGACAGGGGUUACCGGUGAUGUCAAAACUUGCUGAGGAAUGGGCGGCUCGAUGGGGGAUAUUGGUGUGCAAGGCUCCAAAGAUUUGUCCUCAUGGAACGGGUUCAGAGUCCGAUAUCCGACGUCCACGAAACAUCUGCUCGGGAUGUGCCAGGUGUCAUUGAAAGCAAUUUCCGGGGUCGGCAUGUGUACGGAUGGCAUGCCACGAUUGGCGCAUUUCUUGCAUGGAUAUCGAAGGUAUACGUUGAAGUCGUGGACUUUGCAGCCUCGGACACUGGGCGAGUCGCAGAGUGUGUUGCGGAAGCGGUGUGUUGCUGGAUGGGAGCACAAGAAAAGGUAGCGCCUCGUUGUGCACAUUGUCGGGCUGAGGGUGUAUUGUUGGUGGACGACCAGCCAAAGCAGCCGGCGUUCAGCGUUCUGUGCUUAGCGGUUAGUGCUGUCCGACUGUUUAUCUGGUCAUCAGGAGGGAUUUUCUGGCACUGAAUGAGUGUUCUCAACCGGAGGGGUUGUAAGGUGUAGUGAAUGCUGACAGACAGAUCAAUCAGCUGUUAAUUAAUGAGAGAAUUGAAGCAAGUAUA
Molecule: messenger RNA, 1670 nt
Organism: Exophiala xenobiotica
Lineage: Eukaryota; Fungi; Ascomycota; Eurotiomycetes; Chaetothyriales; Herpotrichiellaceae
Exons: 1
Coding region: 135-788 (217 amino acids)
Cellular component (GO): mitochondrion
Molecular function (GO): flavin adenine dinucleotide binding; flavin-dependent sulfhydryl oxidase activity
Source: RefSeq, a predicted model, not a curated record